Messenger RNA from Cyclospora cayetanensis, 417 nucleotides. RefSeq lists its product as uncharacterized. The transcript has 4 exons. Bases 1 to 417 code for a protein of 138 amino acids. The record is from RefSeq and is a predicted model, not a curated record. NCBI's taxonomy places the organism in Eukaryota, Apicomplexa, Conoidasida, Eucoccidiorida, Eimeriidae.
AUGCUUACUUUCCACCAGGGAGCAACCACGAGUCUGAAUGCUGCGCUUACUGGUUCCCCAGACUUCCAAAUUCGUAUCCAUGCUCCAGUAGAAGACACUAAGGACACUCUUGCGUCCCUGGACUCCCUCCUGAAACUUGAGGAGGCGGAGCGACGGAUGGAUGAAGAAGACUAUGCUGCUGAGAAGCAGCGAAUGCUCAAUCUACACAAGAACAGAAUUAGGGACCUAGUCUUUGCUGCUUUUGAACCUCUACACGGAAUGGUACGACCAGCAAUACGUGUCCACACCACCGUACCAGGCCGUGUGCCCACUUUCUAUUGGUUUCGCAUACUUAUUGCUUAUUUUCGUGUACCGCAGAUUCCCAACCCGAUAACAACGGAAGCGAUCGAAGGUAUGCGUAAUCUCUCAGAAUUUUAA